Mesorhabditis belari is the source of this 1002-nucleotide messenger RNA. NCBI's taxonomy places the organism in Eukaryota, Metazoa, Nematoda, Chromadorea, Rhabditida, Rhabditidae. The record is from the annotation of a GenBank genome assembly.
AUGGCUUCAUGGAUGAACGAAAACAACGGCGAGUCGAGAUCGCGGAGUCGGGGAUAUGAUUCGAAAAUGGCGGAAGAAAUGGCAAAAAAAUGCAACAGAGAAAUGAACAAGCGCUUGCGCAUGAUUCACGCAGAUGAAGGGAUCGACUACGGGCCGGAUGUUGACGACAAGACACUCGCUGAGAGGCAUGCGGUUGCGGUCAAGAUUCGCCGACUUCGCGUCAAAGCAGUUCUCGGAGCGAUACGUCGCUCUCGAUGGGUCGAGAGAAACGUUGGCUUUCUCUCAUUGGACAUACAAGGCCACAAACGGCUACUUGAUGGUGGUCGAUUUGGAAGGGAUUUGUGGCAUGGCGUUUGGGGUUUCGCGUCGGUUCUCUACGUGGUGUUGGCGUUGAAUCGUUUCGUUGUGAUCAUUGGAUGGGUCCGGGUCACGCAUUAUGUUACGCGAGUUCCCAUCUACGUCUGGCUUUUCCUGGCGGCGAGUUGGAGUUUCUACACGGGAAUCCUCCACAAACCGCUCACCUACAAUUCAAAGGCAUUCCUCGCUUUCUACAUUCCAUUUAUCGAGGAUCCAUCUAUAGAGCUCGGGAAAUACGAGAAUCGCAUGCAUGCUUUGAACAAUGUUCUCUUCUCUGUUCUCAUUUGUUUCUUCUACUCAGUGAUCUCGCUGAUUCUGCUCGUGGGCACGCAUCGGAAGCAGAUCUCUAAAAAGGAGAUUAAUGCACUAAUCCAAGCGGUUCUGAUCACCUGUCCAGCAAUGAUCGGCUCCCUUCUCUAUGUGUACAUUCAAUUCACGAACAAAGCCACGAAAGGAUGGGCGAUUCUCGGGCAAUUCAUGUGGCAAACGAUCACCGGAACUGGUGCCAUUAUCUAUUUGACUCUGAAUCAAAGUGUUCGCGAUUACUACUUUCAUCGAUCUCGCGUACACGGAUAUCAAACAACGACGAGUGACUCAAAUCAAGGCAAACUACAGCCAGCAGAGCAAACGGGGAUUCAAAAAUGU